Penicillium coprophilum is the source of this 798-nucleotide messenger RNA. RefSeq lists its product as uncharacterized. The coding region runs from base 1 to 798 and encodes 265 amino acids. Gene Ontology annotation, biological process: protein phosphorylation. NCBI's taxonomy places the organism in Eukaryota, Fungi, Ascomycota, Eurotiomycetes, Eurotiales, Aspergillaceae. Gene Ontology annotation, molecular function: protein serine/threonine kinase activity; ATP binding. The transcript has a single exon. The record is from RefSeq and is a predicted model, not a curated record. Gene Ontology annotation, cellular component: cytoplasm.
AUGAGCGGCGUUCAUUGUCUCAUCGACGAUGAGGGUCACUAUAUCAAGGCUCAUACAGUCAUCGCAAGUGGUGACGCAGCAGUUGUUGUUCAACGAGACGAUAUGGCAAUCAAAAUGGCCAUCGUGUACAAAUAUUACACGAUGGAGAAGGUGGAAGGAAAUCGUCAAAAGAUCCGACGAGAGCAAGAGGUCUGGCGACGCAUCCAACCCAGCUUCGAAAGCCCGGUGGAAGGCAUCGUUCAGUGCCUCGACCUUCCUGGAGACACCAUCGAGAUGAGAUACAUGUCCGGGGGUACGUUGUCAAAGUGGCUGAAGCAUAGAGUACGACCCAGCAUAGAGCUCCAGAAGCGCUGGUUCCGCCAGCUUGCCAUCGGCCUCCACAACUUGCACCGACGUCGCGUCAUCCACAGUGAUAUCCUCAGCCGCAAUAUUCUGUUAGAUGGUUCGUUGAAUGUUGUGAUUACUGACCUCGGUGCCUCGACUAUUAUGCCUAUUAAUACUGUCAUGGUCAAUGCGGUGGAUGAUUACAAUUGCUCCAUCUGGACGGAUAUCUGCCAGCUGGGCCUCGUGUUCUAUGAGAUCGUCACGGGGAGACAGACUUGUAUCAGUCUCUAUAGCAGUGGUAGGAAUGACUCGGUCGCAAUAUUUCCACCUCGGAAUAAUCUCCCUAUGCUGGACCAACGAAUCUGGGCCCAGGAUAUCAUCGAGACCUGUUGGAGGGAGGGUGGAUAUGGGGCUGCAGGCGCGGCGGGAAUUCUGGCUAAGCUGGAUAAAGUGCAAGGCCUGCGCCGACGUUGA